AAUGGAUUUCGAACGCAGCAUAACCGACAUGCCAUUCGAAAUUCUCGAUCUGAUAUUCGAAAAACUGAGUUUUUUAAAAUAUAAAGUUUACCUAGCUCAGGCGCACGAGAAGCUUGCAAAAGCUUUCGCCUUUCACUGCCGCCACAAAUUUAGGAGUCUUACGCUCGACGGACGGCUAUCUCUAGAUUUGUGGGAGUUUCUUAUACGGGAAUGUGGCGCUACGAUUGAAGAAUUUAUCUACGGGGGAUGUGGUAGAUUGGAGAAGUGUGUUGCACUGACGGCGGUGGCAAAGCAUUGUCCCAAUUUGAAAUCGGUACGCAUACUGUUAUAUCGGUGUGAUCGGGAAAUCUUGCCCGUUUUCCUGGAAAAUGUAAAAAGCUUGCUGAUAUCGCUUAAAAUAAACCAACAAGAUCACUUUCCGGCUACCUUCCUUAGUGCGGUGAGUGAAAUGACGCAACUAAAGGAAUUUUCCUUUAGGGGAUAUAUGCACGAAAAUGUGCACCACUUGGAUAAAUUGAUUGCCCUGGAGAGGUUGAGCCUCGAAGAUAUUAAACAUUACAGUAAAACUCCUGUGGACUUAAUGCGAAUUUGUGCAUCACUAAAGAAACUGCGCCAUUUAACUUUAAUUAGGCUGCAAAUAUUGCCCUAUGAUGAGCCUUGUUCAACAUUUUGGUCCGACUUGGAACACCUGUGCUUCAAUUAUUGCGAAUUCUCCUUCGAAUUGCCAGACUGCCCAAAGCUCAAAUACUUAAGUAUUGAAUACCCAAACUGUGACAUCGAAGGCUAUGUCCUGAAGUUCAUUCUUAAGAAUGGAAAAAAUCUCACAGAACUGCACGAAAGGUGCUUUCCGCCGAUCGAUGGCAAUGGGUUUCUGGACCUGCUUCGCGGCUGCCCGAAACUGCGAUGUCUAUAUACUCCAAUGGAGUUUAUAAAACUCUACGCGGCCUAUGUGUCUGCUAUGGUGGAAAUUCUAAAGGAAAAUGGAGCAACGCCGGAGGACCCUUUAGAACUCGUUGUAUGCAGGCGAAUAAAGUGGAAGUGGUUUCGACGACUGCACCUUCGCACUCCCGAUGCUGACUUGAUUGAUUUGUAUGAGGGUACAGAGUAAAAUCAUACAAAUGUACAUAUAGGGUGUUUUUUU
Messenger RNA from Drosophila santomea, 1141 nucleotides. RefSeq lists its product as uncharacterized. The record is from RefSeq and is a predicted model, not a curated record. NCBI's taxonomy places the organism in Eukaryota, Metazoa, Arthropoda, Insecta, Diptera, Drosophilidae. The transcript has 3 exons. Bases 2 to 1108 code for a protein of 368 amino acids.